Messenger RNA from Aspergillus luchuensis, 3540 nucleotides. RefSeq lists its product as uncharacterized. NCBI's taxonomy places the organism in Eukaryota, Fungi, Ascomycota, Eurotiomycetes, Eurotiales, Aspergillaceae. The transcript has 3 exons. Bases 1 to 3540 code for a protein of 1179 amino acids. The record is from RefSeq and is a predicted model, not a curated record. Gene Ontology annotation, molecular function: ATP binding; ATP hydrolysis activity; DNA binding. Gene Ontology annotation, cellular component: nucleus.
AUGGCUAUGGGACAGGGAGAGCAGCGUGCCAUCCAUCCGUUCUUUCGAAGAGAACUUGGGAUAUCCACGAGCCCAAUUGGCCAAACACCUGUCGGCAAUCACUCUUACGAGGGCCCGGAGCUUCUGCACAAACAACCGCCCAGCAACCAUGUCCCUGCCCCGUCCUCUUGCCCCGAACCGUCCCCUACGCCUGUUGCAACACUGGAUCAUGACCCUAACGCCGACCGGAGGAAGAGACGGAAAACAGACAAGGAGAAGUCGAACCCAACAACGUCGGGUCAGGGAUCUGUGAUGAACUAUGUCAUCUCCAAAGAUGCGCGAUCUCAGGAUAGAGAUACCACCUCAGUUGCAAGCGAGAAUGCAGAUACGACCGAUGAUGGCCUAGUGCCUCCGGAGUCCAAGUCGGAGUCCAAGGCUGGCACUGAGCCCGCUACUCCUGCUUCAGAGGGGGUGGACACGACUAAACAAGGGUCUGAUCACGAGCUUGCAGCCGGCACUGCGCAUGAACCGGUGACAGAAAGAAGGUCACCUCGGCAAAAAACGAUCAAACUGAACCCUAACGGAAAAUUGUUACCUUCUCCUGUGGCAGAUAAGAUCGAGGAUAAGCCGAAGAAGACGAGGACCAGCAAGCGUAGCAAGGUGGACUCCCAGAAGCUUACCGGUUCCGAAAGCAGGGUGGUGAUCAUCCGAUACGGCAUGGAAAGUAGUGCGAGGGAACGGGUAGGAAAGCUGAUUGACGAUAUACUUGCUGGUCACAAGAAGCAUGGCGUCAAACAGGCCUCCCAGCCUGUGGCCCCCGCCUCUUCUACAGUCGCACAACAGCCACAGAGACCGACUCAUCCAUUCUUCCUGAAGAAGUCCACGCGCAAGCAAGACACCACAGACUCGCAGUCCCGAGAACCUAAUUCUACCAAUUCACAGCCCUCCAGGGGAACAGGACUUGCAGCGCGCCCAUUUCCUGGCCAGGAUACAGCAUCAACAACCGUUCCUUCCACCACUUUCACAUCGUUUAAGCAUCGUCGCUCCAAGUUUCCCGAACCUAUACAGCCAAUUUGGCCUCCGCGCGACCUAGUCCAUGUCCGAGGCAUCGAACACAACACCCAAACUACAGCCACUUCCGACCCCGUGAUGCGGGACUUGAAGAAGGCAAAGAUGGCUGCUAUUAGCAUUCAUGACAACGAAAACGUACUUUUACACCAAAUUCGGCAAUAUUCGUCAGACUCUCCGCAAAGUCUGAGGAUUCCCUCUAGACAUGUCGCUAGCGGCAAGGUUAUACAAACAGCCGUGACCAGACAACUAUCGGCAUCUUCUCACGACAAAAAGACGCUCGUGGGAGCCUGUCACCCAGCCCUUAGAAAGCUCCAUUCCUCGCUUCCCAGUUACAUGACCCCAUUCGAUCAAGGGGCAUUCGAAACGUUAAAUUGGGCUCAAAAGUAUGCUCCUCAAUCGGCUGACCAAGUUCUCCAAACCAGCAAGGAAGCAUACAUGCUACGGGACUGGCUGAAAUACCUUAUGGUUACAACAGUCGACACCGGUAAAUCCUCCAAGGGCGAUGAAAAACUAAGAAAAAGUGCCGAGGAGAAGAAACGAAAGAAACGCAAGAAAGAAAACUUGGAUGGCUUUAUUGUCUCAAGCGAAGACGAGGCAUACGAACUGGACCCUGUUAAUGAAUCAGAUGAUGAACUAGCGGGAGAUGUCACCACUAAGAGAACCCUGGUCCGGUCCAAUGACCUGGCUCUGAGUUCGAAGUCAGGCGCUGAUAGAGCUCGCGUAUCCAACGCAAUUCUCCUCAGUGGUCCUCCGGGAUGUGGUAAAACGGCGUCAGUGUACGCGGUGGCAAAAGAGCUUGAUUUUGAAGUUUUCGAAAUCAACCCGGGUAACCGCCGUAGUGCCAGAGAUAUCGUGGAGCGUGUGGGUGACAUGACACGAAAUCAUUUGGUCCACAACGCGAAGACUGGCGAAGUAUCUGUCGCAGAUGGGCCGGAUGAAGCGCCACCCGAUCACAAGCAAAACAAAUUGAUGGGUUUUUUCAAGUCUGGAGUCGCUAAAGACUCCAACGGGGCUCCCAAGGUCGACGUGAAUAGCGCCACUCAAGUGACCGAUAUCAAGCGCUCUCGGAACCAGAAGCAAUCACUUAUAUUGUUGGAGGAAGCUGACAUUCUUUUCGAGGAAGAUAAGCAGUUCUGGUCCGGAGUCAUGGCACUAAUCAACCAGUCGAAACGUCCAAUCAUCAUAACAUGUAACGACGAGAAACUUAUCCCUCAAGACAUAGGAUUUCAUGCCAUCCUUCGCUAUAGACCUCCUCCACUAGACCUUGCCGUCGACUACACCCUCCUCCUGGCUGCAAAUGAGGGCCACAUGCUCAAGCGCAACGCUGUUGAGGACCUAUAUGCGAGCAACGGCAGAGACCUUCGACGGACCGUCAUGGAACUCGGAUUCUGGUGCCAAAUCGCAGUCGGGAGCGAAAAGUCUGGUCUCGAUUGGAUUAUCGACCGGUGGCCACGGGGCUCAGAUCUCGACCAGAAUGGCGAUCCGCUCCGAGUGCUGAGUUUGAACACUUACGAACCACACAUGGGCUGGUUUAGUCGCGAUAUGUUGUUGUGCGACGGCAUAGAUGCUGAUAUAGAGACCCAGCGCGAGGCCUUUAAUUGGUGGCACCUCAGCACCCAAGAGUCGGAGAGUAAAGCUGACGCCAAGUCUAACCUUUCCAAAUCACCAUUGAACCCAGUCUCGGCCACAACGAACGCCGAGCGGCUUGAUCAGUUACGGCAGGCAUCCGAGUUCAUGGAUAUGAAGAGCAACCUGGAUAUUCUUGGCUCCUCUUGCUCGAUCGAAGCCAAACUGGAUAUUGUGGAUACUUCGGCUCCUUUCAUGCCGGAGAAGCAGCGAUCGAACUACGCUGAAGGCUACACCUUACUCGACACCUCUCUCGUACCUGACUAUUCGCAGACGCAAACUGCCAUUGCUUGUACCUUUGAGGUCCUGCUUGGGAGAGCCUUUCGGCAUGAAGAUGGACAGGACGAGGCCGCUCGAGCCGCCCAGGUGCUGGAGAGUGUCGCUAAGCCCGAGUCUGCGAAUACGUCCGAAGCAGGUCUUCUCUCCGCAUUCGCGCCCAUUAUGCGGGCUGACCAUGUGUUUCCUGCACCUACGGGACGCCUGGCCCCCUCAUUUGAGAAUGGCCUAGCGCCUAUCGCCGAAGAUCUAGGCCCGUACAUUCGGGGGAUCAUGUCCUAUGACAUGCGUCUCGCACGAUAUCGCCAUCUGCUGACCGGCGCGCUCUCCGAGGACCAGAGCGGUACGAAACGCGGGCGACAGACCAGGGCUAGCCGCGCGGCGCUGGAAGGGGGUAGCAAAGCUCACACGCGGAAAGAAAGAUGGUUCGCAUCCGAUGCGAAUCCAUCAUUGAUCCUAGCCACUGGCAAGCCAGAAUGGCAAGAUGUCUUGGUGCAGAAGGGAUAUUUUGCGGUCCCAUCCGGUGGGGAAAGCAUGCCGGAAUGCCAUGAGCAAACAUCGGAGAGUUCAAGUGAAGGGGGCAUCUAG